GAGAGAGAAAGAGAGAGACUGGAAAAGGAGAGGGAGGCGGAAUGCAACAGGCUGAGCUCUCUCGUCACUGUGAGAGGGACUUCUGACUGACAAACACAGCUACUACUCUCAGCUCACUUCUCCUCUCAACCACCCUCGCUCAGCAGCACCCAGGGCGUCCGUCACAUCCCAGCUCUGAGUCUGGACCUGCUCGGUUCUCGGUCACUCGGCUCCUGGUCUCUUUCUGGCUUCUCCUCUCUCAGCAUCAUCCCUCUCACCUCUCCGAGGCCCUGACGGCAGAGACGCCAGCAGCUGAGAGGGGCUGAAUGGCACCAGCUCCUUUCAGACUCACCAUAGGGCCCUUGACUGAGACAUAGGAAGAGCCAAACAGCGAGACGAGUCACCUAAAGCAUCACCAGCACUUGGCACCAUGGCAACCAAUAGGGAGCAUCAAGUGCGUCACAUGGCCGGCUUCCCCCGUGCUAUGUACCCGUUCACCUUCAACUCCAUGAGGAGCCACUCCCCCUUUGACCUGCUGGCCAGUAGCCACCUCUUUGGCCGGUUCGGGGCCGACCUGCCCACAGAGAUGGCCGCUUUGUCGGUGGAGACCCAGAGCACCAGUUCAGAGGAGAUGGUGCCCAGCUCUCCUUCUCCUCCUCCUCCUCCUCGGGUCUACAAGCCGUGCUUCGUGUGCCAGGACAAGUCGUCCGGUUAUCACUACGGAGUGAGCUCCUGUGAGGGCUGCAAGGGUUUCUUCAGGCGCAGUAUCCAGAAGAACAUGGUGUACACCUGCCACAGAGACAAGAACUGUCAGAUCAACAAAGUGACCCGCAACCGCUGCCAGUACUGCCGGCUGCAGAAGUGCUUCGAGGUCGGCAUGUCCAAGGAAGCGGUGCGUAACGACAGGAACAAAAAGAAGAAGGACGUGAAGGAGGAGGUGGUGCUGCCAGAGAACUACGAGCUGAGCGGGGAGCUGGAGGAGCUGGUGAACAAAGUCAGCAAAGCUCACAAGGAGACCUUUCCAUCUCUGAUGCAACUCGGAAAAUACACCACAAACUCAAGUGCUGACCACAGAGUGCAGCUGGAUUUGGGCCUGUGGGAUAAGUUCAGUGAGCUCUCCACUAAGUGCAUUAUAAAGAUUGUGGAGUUUGCCAAGCGGCUACCAGGCUUCACCACGCUCACCAUCGCUGACCAGAUCACCCUCCUCAAAUCUGCAUGUCUGGACAUCCUGAUGCUGAGGAUAUGCACUCGUUACACCCCAGAGCAGGACACGAUGACCUUCUCCGAUGGCCUGACUCUCAACAGGACACAGAUGCAUAACGCCGGCUUUGGUCCACUCACAGACCUGGUGUUUGCCUUCGCCGGUCAGCUGCUUCCUUUAGAGAUGGACGACACUGAGACGGGGCUGCUUAGCGCCAUCUGCCUGAUCUGUGGAGAUCGUAUGGACCUGGAGGAGCCGGAGAAGGUGGACAAGCUGCAGGAGCCACUGCUAGAGGCUCUGAAGAUCUACACCCGCCGCAGACGUCCGAACAAGCCUCAUAUGUUUCCGCGCAUGCUGAUGAAAGUUACGGAUCUCAGAGGAAUCAGCACCAAAGGUGCAGAGAGAGCCAUCACACUGAAGACAGAGAUCCCAGGGCCCAUGCCUCCUCUCAUCAGGGAGAUGCUGGAGAACCCUGAAGCUUUUGAGGACAGCAGUGAUUCAGGGGACAGUGCAGCCGCAGCUGCACCCCCAGCUGCACCCCCAGCUGCACCCCCAGCUGCACCCCCAGCUGCACCCCCAGCCGCUCCCACCAUUCAAGCCAUCAAGCAAGAGGAAAAAGCCACAGAGUCGGCCAUCGAAGAGGAGGAGGAGGAGGAAGAGGACGACUACUGGGACGAGGAGAAAGAGCGAGGGCUGGACAGUGACGGGGAGCUGUGGGGAGAGGCGGCCGCGAUGAAAGCCGUGACUGGGAAAGCACAGUGAGAGAGACACAAUGACGCUGCUUCCUCCUCCCCCGGGUCACUGAGCCGCCACCCAGCAACAUCUCAGAGAAAACCUCAUGAUAUAAGGCUCUUAUAUAACAACAUGUGGCAUACAGCACAUAUUUACAUAUACUGUACAUAUACUGGACUGAGAUUAAAAAUGUGUUCAAAUCAGCAGAAGAAACGAGGAAUGGGAGAAGCUAAAGCACUAAAUGUCAGUGGAUGGAGGAGAGCGCCAUUUAAAACUCGCUGUGCCAAAAUGAGACUGUCUAAAAGAUAUUUCAAAAGUGUUUUGUCCACACGGAGAGGAAGGAGAGGCGGUGGACAGAAGAAAUGCACUCCUCUAUAAGGGCUAUGCUGUGUAUAAAAUUGAUGGUAAAAUGCAUUGUAGCAACAGAUCUCUACAUGGUGGUGUCCAAAUGCCGCAAAUGUCUUCUCAAAAUUCCUUUUAUUCCUAUUCAGAGAUAUGCUUCUUAUUUUUUUAUUGUAUGGUUUUUUCUUAAGCAUGUACACAUUUCUGUGUUUUUGUCUUUAUGCCUGUUUGUGGGACUGUUUUUAUAUCUUCACUUACUCCUGCUCAUAUUUGACCCGACUCUUUGACCAUUUUUUAAGCUUAAGUCUCUAAUUUUAUGCAUUUGUGCUUUAGUGGACACAGUAAAAAACAGCAAUAGCAAAUAUCAUAGGACAGAGCAAAGCAAGAGCAGGACUCAAACUCACAAUGUGACAAGCACAUAGGUAUGUAAAUAAGUCUUUGAAUCCACGGAAUCAUGUUGAGGAGAAUAAUCCUGCGAUUUCAACUCUGGUGCUUUUGAUCCAAAUAAGAUUUUGAGAAAGAAUGCAAAAGAAAUACAGGGACAUAAUUCCGCCUCUCAACAAGAACAAACACUUUGAAUAAAAGGGUAGAUUUCAUGUCAAUCUCAGGUUGAUUGUUUCAGGGUCACGUCUCGCCUGUCGUUAAAGUAAGGAAAGUUGGUGGGAACGCUCUGGCGUAACUUCCCCAUCUUCAAAGGAAAAAUCUUCUUACAUCAAGUAGCAGGAAAGUUGUUGACUCCGAUGUAUUCGCUCUUUGUACAGUAACCAGGUACAGGUAAGCCAUAUGAAUUUCAUUUUGUAAGAAUGGGCAAAUAAAAUUAACUAAACAGACAAAACCCUUAAAAGCUGUUUACGUCACAGAAAACCUCAGGUGUGUAUCUGUAUGUGUGUGUGUGAGUGUGUGUGUAACUGAGAGCAUUUAAGAAUACAUAGAGUGAUGUUACUGACGAUAAUCCACAGCGAGCAUCUAUGCAAAAGUAAAAUUAAGUCAUCUCUUAAAAAUGCACACAGAAUGGGCUUUAUUGCAAAAAAAAAAGUAAAUAGAAAGAGAGAAGUCAUUCCCCUGAAGACGUCUGGUGAACAAGCUGAUCUAAAAUCACAGAGAUGGCAACAAAUAUUGAACUUGAAAUCUCUGACGCUGCAGCCUGUCCAACAAAAUCAAACAAAACAAAUAAUUUCCAUUGGAUGACCGGCCCGCUGAAGCUUGGAACCACAGUUUCACAUGAUGUGUGUUCAUGUCUGCUGUAAUGACUGAUGCAACCAAUGUGGAUUUUGUAAUAAAUACCUAUAAUCUGCUUUUCAUUGAGACGUUACAAGGUUUUUUUUUCCAUGUAACAUAUAUGAAGUCAUUGUUUGUGUAAUGAAAUUCAGUGCAGUCUGUCUUAUUGAAAUCUUCCACCAGCACGUCCUUCCUCUCGGCAUAAAAACAUUGAAACAUGCUUGAGGUAGUUUAACAAUAUGAGGGAUCAAAUAAAAAAAAAAAAAGCUCCUAUAUUAUCACUGUGACAAUAAACCAGCAGUUUUGAAGUUAGUCUGUAGCACCAGACGUGAAGUCAUGACAUCAUCACAGUGACGUUAUUUAGACUCUUUAAUUGUGACGUUGCUAAAAAAGAAUAGAAACAUCACAAGUUAUUUUCACACUGACACACACACACACACACACACACACACACACGUACAUAGUUGAUAUUUUGCACAUCAUCUGCCAACUCUACAUACAAUGUUAUUUUGUAUUUAAAUAUGUUUCUAUAUCAUAUAAUCAUGAUAAUCUGUGAUAAAUAGUUUUUCUAUUGUUCAAACCUCUUCUCUAAUUUGAGCUGGUGCAAUAAAAAAGCCUUUGAGGAGACCAGGACUAAGCUCAACACAAAAACAGAUGUGUAAAUUUAAAAAAAGACCAAAGACAGACAUUACAUUAUUAUUGGAUUAAUAAACUAAAUAACUCAUUAAUUAGAAGAAAACUAAAUAUGAGAGCCAAUGAUACAUGGAUGAACUAUUCACUAUGAACUGUGGGCUGCGAGAGAUUUAUCAUGAUCUCAAAUGACGUUUAAAGCUGGAAUCAUUUUAUCUCUGUAUUUUAUACUUUUCAUUGUUUUCUCAUGUUUUUUUUAUCUGAUGUCUUUUUUUUUGUAUCCACAGACUCUAGUGUACAAAUAACUUGUGUUCAUGUUCAGGGAUUCACACACCUCAUGAGCUCUGCUUCAGUUGGACUUCAACCAAAAUAGCUCUGAUACACACACACACACACACACACACACACACACACACACACACACACACACACACACACACACACACACACACACACACACACACA
This is a messenger RNA of Hippoglossus stenolepis (Pacific halibut), 4567 nucleotides long. RefSeq names its product retinoic acid receptor gamma-A. Bases 410 to 1942 code for a protein of 510 amino acids. NCBI's taxonomy places the organism in Eukaryota, Metazoa, Chordata, Actinopteri, Pleuronectiformes, Pleuronectidae. Gene Ontology annotation, cellular component: nucleus; transcription regulator complex. The record is from RefSeq and is a predicted model, not a curated record. Gene Ontology annotation, molecular function: nuclear glucocorticoid receptor binding; nuclear receptor activity; zinc ion binding. The transcript has 9 exons. Gene Ontology annotation, biological process: cellular response to corticotropin-releasing hormone stimulus; retinoic acid receptor signaling pathway; regulation of transcription by RNA polymerase II.